CGUGACUCUUCCUCCAACUGCAUCUCUACCUGAGCUUUUGAAGAACAGCGAAAACUGUUGAUCCCUGCUUUCAACAUGUCUUCCUCUGCACACUGUACCGGGUCCAACUUCCCUGGGCGCCUGGAAAGCCCCAUCUGUAGCUCCAAUGCUGAGCAAGAUGACCACCGUCUUCCCAAGUUUGAGGACUUUGGGGAGGCUGUGGCAAUUCCCCAUGGCCCCUCCAGUGAUGCCACCCUGGAAUGUGUGAGAGUGGACAUGAUGCAAUAUGAGAACAAGAGCAACCACCACUGUCACUUGUACGAAGGCAAAAACAACAUUCUCAUCGUCCGCAGAGCCCAAGAGUUUCAGAUGACCCUCCAGUUCAACCAGCCCGUAAAUCCCAGUGACAAAUUCCAGAUUGAGUUUUACAUUGGUAUCAAUACCUACGUGUUGAAUGGCACAAAGAUCAUCAUCUCCUUUGACGGCUCACAAACUGGGAAUUGGACCGGCCGCAUGAUACAGCAACAAGGGGAGGAGUGCGUGGUGGGCAUCACCCCUUCUGCAGACGCCAUCAUCGGGAAGUACUACACGAGUGUGGCGGUCAUCGGGUCCAAUGGAAUCUCAAGGACACAAAAGGACUCUGGAACAGACUUCUACCUCCUGUUCAACGCCUGGGCGUCCAAUGAUGAAGUGUACAUGCCCAAUGAGGAAGAAAGGCAGGAGUAUGUGAUGAAUGAAAAUGGCUACAUAUACCAGGAGGAAUCAGGUGAUGGAAGACAAUGGUAUUAUGGUCAGUUUGUGGAAGGGAUUCUUGAUGCCUGUAUCAAAAUCUUGGAUGACUCACACAUGCCUCUAGUAAACAGAGGCGAUGCUGUCAAAGUCUGCAGGAUAGGCUCUGCAAUGAUGAACUCCCAGGAUGACCGCGGGGUCUUGGUGGGCAACUGGAGCGAUGACUACUCCCUUGGCACUGCACCAACCUUCUGGAUUGGCAGUGACCAGAUCCUGCUCCAGUACGUCAACAAAGGGCCCGUCAGCUUCGCCCAGUGCUGGGUCUACGCCGGGACGUUCAACACCUUUCUGCGGUGUCUGGGCAUCCCUGCCAGGGUGAUCACCAACUUCAACUCUGCCCACGACAACACAGGGAACAUAAUCACAGAUCUCGUCUUCAACUCAGUGGGAAAUGUACUUGAACUGAACGAGCGCCUUACCAGAGACUCAAUCUGGAACUACCACUGCUGGAAUGAGGCUUACUUGUCCAGACUUGACCUCCCUGCAGGCCAGAACUUUGGUGGCUGGCAGGUGGUGGAUUCAACCCCCCAGGAAACCAGUGAUGGAUAUUUCCGCUGUGGACCUUGCUCUGUCAAAGCCAUCAAGGAAGGAAUGCUUGGCUAUCAAUUUGAUGCCCCGUUUGUGUUUGCUGAGGUGAAUAGCGACGUUUACAAAUACAAGCUAAACUCACAAACUGGGAAAACUGAGUUACUAAGCGUAGACACAACUUAUGUCGGCAUGAAAAUCCUGACAAAGUCCAUUGGUGGAAACAAUUAUGCGCCAAUGGACAUUACAGGGACGUACAAAUACCCAGAAGGUAGUAGUAAAGAUGAGGAGACCAUGAGGAAUGCCGAGAGAACCUACAAGACGCAUUUGCAAUAUGACGAUGAGCAGGGCGUGGCGAUGACGCUGGAGAUCCCGCAGGAGCGUGUGAAGAUUGGCCAGAACUUCCAGAUGGCUGUGGUCUUCAGGAACCUGAGUGAAGACACACGCACCAUCCAUGGCUUCCUGGUCGGCUCCACGAUCUACUACACCAACAUCCAAAGGGCUCAGUUCAAGCAGGAGACCUUUGACGUCACUCUGAAACCCAUGGAGACGUCGAGGAUACAGGUGGUCGUGCUGGCCCAGAAUUACAUGCCCAAGCUGGGUUGCCAAUCCAGCCUCCGCUUUGUGGUGACGGCCAAGAGCAUGGAGAACAACCAGGACUUGAUGGCCAUACAGAUAGUGAACCUGAAAGGCCCCGAGUUGGCCUUUGCGAUGAGUGGACCAGCGAAGGUGAACCAGGAGGUAUUUGUCAAGGUGGAGUUCACCAACCCGUUCCCAUUCAGCCUGCAUGACGUGAAGAUGGCCAUGCAAGGGCCUAAUUUCAUCUCGUACCGGGAAAAGUUGUACAGUGAGAUCGCUACCGGCACCUCCAUCACCUGGAUGGAGUCCUCUGUCCCUACGAGGUCUGGGAAUACAAUGAUCUAUGCUGUCCUGGACUGCUCGGUCCUUGGAAAUGUGCAAGGCAAUUGGGCCAUCGGCAUCCAGGCCUGAUAAUCGCACAGGAAGCCCUUCCCACCUGCUAAUCGCCUGCCAUCGACCGGAGAACCAUGGACGAAUAGAGGCUCUUGUAUAGAUCUGAAAGGAUUUGAUUACUGGAUAAGCAAUUCCAUCUAGCCUAUGAGAAGGUGAGGGCGAGCAAAUAACAUACCCCUUACGGAAAAAACACAUGAUUCACAGGUGAAAUUUCCUCCUGGGAAAUCAUGUGCAACCAUGUUUUUUUGGAACACUGAAGUUUACAUGUGGAUUUUACAUGUGAUCACAUAACCUUUCACGUGAAUAUUUUUCAAAUGAGAUUCCACAGAUGAUGCCCUGCAAACAAAAUUAAGUCGUUAGGAUACACACAAACAGUUAUUUUAGUGUUUUCAAUGUACAUUUUUGACAUACAUAAUUACAUUGUGUAUGUUUAUUUAUACAGUAAUUAUUAUUCAACACGUCCUCAGCUGGGUUUUGAACUCACAAACUCUUGGUUCAGAGCAUCCCGACCUUCCUGCUACACCAUCACGUCGGUGUCAAUUACAGAUUGAACCUGUAUUCGUACACUUUGGGUUUAAGUAAAGUAAAUAUCAGCUUUGUUAAAAAUACACUAUUAUAAAAAACGAUUAUAGUUAUCAUAGUGAUUCAGGAGUAACAUUAAAACAGAAUAAUAUCCCCCACAAACAGUAGACAACUAUUCAGAAAACUAUACUUAUUCUGAAAUAACUAUGAAAUCUAUGGUGAGAGAAUAAUAAGAUGAACUAAAAUAGAAGUGCAGAUGGCACUCUUUUGCUAAGUGCAGACAUGUAUUAUAGAUAAUGAAUGUGUAUAGGAAUGCUAUAGACUUUGAUGGGCAGCAGAAAGAUCAGCGUAACCCAGAAGUUGUCAAUUCUAAUCCCAGGUGGGGUCAUAUUGAAAAGUCACUACUAAGUGAUCAUGUCAAAUGUAAUCAUGUUGUCAUUGAUUAAAUAUUUUGUACACUAUUUUAGCUGAAUAGUGUACCAUUUACUUUAAAACCCACAUAUCAUUUGAUCCCCUUACACAAAAAUACAUGCAAAAUCACAUUUUCACAUGUGAAGUACCUGAAAUUUUCACAUAAAAAAAAAAGACGAGGUCAGUUCUUCACAUAUGAAACCACAUGUUCACAUGUAUUCACUUUAAAGUUCACAUGUUAACACCACCUUUUCACAUAUGAGGAGAAUAACAUGUUUUCACCUCACGUGGAAUUUGUUUUUCACGUGUGAAAACGUUCACAUAGGAACAUCUAACUCUCAAAUGUGUAGUUUCAUGGUAUCGUACGUAGAUAUUUUGCAUCCUCAUGUUGUCACAUUUAUUUCACGAGAUCAUGUUUUCGCAUGUGUAGUUUCAUGUUAUCAGAUGUUGCUUUUACAUGUUGUCACAGAUGUUAUCACAUGUGAAAUGUAUGUGAUUUUUCUGUAAGGGAUUGCUUACACCGAUAAGAUUUGUUACAGAAAGGGCUAGGGGCUAGGAGUUGAUUUGGAAUUGGGCAGAAGAGGGAG
Messenger RNA from Oncorhynchus mykiss (rainbow trout), 3785 nucleotides. RefSeq names its product coagulation factor XIII A chain-like. Gene Ontology annotation, biological process: blood coagulation, fibrin clot formation; peptide cross-linking. Lineage: Eukaryota; Metazoa; Chordata; Actinopteri; Salmoniformes; Salmonidae. The record is from RefSeq and is a predicted model, not a curated record. Gene Ontology annotation, molecular function: protein-glutamine gamma-glutamyltransferase activity.